UUCUUUAAAAUAUUUGGAAAAAAAUAUUUGUAUUUCUUUUGAUGCUGCCUCUCUUUCUUCUUCGUGCAGAUGAUGGAGGGAGAAGAGCUGCCUGGGCUUCUGGUGAAUGAAAUUGGAGGAAUGCAUGGGAUACUGCAUGACCAUGUGGAGUUUCUGAAGAAGCACUUCUGCCUCAUCACUAUGAAGGAAUUUCUUGAAAACAAAAAGAAUAUGAGAAAAAAGGUCCAAGCGAUCUAUUUGUGGUGGCACAAACCAGUCAUUGACAAAGACCUCCUCCAGAGCCUGCCCAACCUGAAAGUGAUUGCAAAUUCAGGAGUAGGGAUGGAUCAUCUGGAUCUGAAACUUGUGGCUGGCUUUGGUGUGAAAAUGGCUAAUGCUCCACGUGCUGUUUCCAGUAGCACAGCAGAUACUGGGAUGGCUUUGCUGCUGGCAUCUGCUAGAAGACUGGUAGAAGGCUAUCACGUUGCCGUGUCCCCGGGUGUGGAGUAUUGUGAAGCUGAUUUUCUUGGAGUUGAAGUUACUGGAGCUACUCUGGGGAUCGUUGGCAUGGGCAGCAUUGGGUAUAAGAUUGCUCUGAGAGCCAGAGCGUUCGAGAUGAAGAUUUUGUACCACAACAGAACACGGAGGAAAGAGCAGGAAGAACAAGCUGUUGGUGCCACUUACUGUGAGAAGAUGGAUGAUUUGCUCUGCCAGGCAGAUUUUGUGAUGGUGGUGGUGAGCCUGACACCUCAGACACACAAGCUGAUUGGGAAAAGAGAGAUGGAACUGAUGAAACCCACAGCUACUCUCGUUAACAUCAGCCGAGGUGCAGUGGUGGACCAAGAGGCACUGGUGGGAGCUCUGCGCACUGGUGCUAUCAGGGCUGCAGCUUUGGAUGUCACCGACCCGGAGCCGCUGCCCAGAGAUCAUCCAUUACUAAAAUUGAAGAAUGUAAUUAUAACACCUCACCUUGGCAUUAAAACAGACAAGGCCACCCGCAUGAUAACAGAGGAAGCAGUUGAAAACAUACUAGCAGCUCUUACUGGUCUUCCCAUGCCUAGUGAAGUGCUGCCUAGCUGAAGAGCAAAAGGAGCUCCAAAUAUCUUUCUUCUUUUCCCAAUCAGCUCUAAAUGCUUUUAUUCUUUUUUUUUUUUAUUUUUUCUUUUCUUUUCUUUUUUUUUCCCCAUUAAGAGACACCUGUUCAGAAUGGGCAGGGAGAGCUCUGGCCGAGUCUCACAUGUAAUGAGGCCUUCAUAGUUUUAAUUCCCUUGUGGAGGAACAAACUGCUCCUCACUUUCAGCUAUGGAUAAAUGCACGCAGGCUUUAAAAGGCUCUGGGAGAAAUAACUUCUGAUUGCCUACUUAUUUGCAGCUUUGGAAAGGCUCCUUAGAAAUGAUGUUUUAAUUUGCCUAUUGUGAGAGAAACAGGACUUCACAGGUUGUAACAGAUCACUUUAGAGUUAUUUUUAUUUUUAUGUAGUUAUAUUUUAUUAACAACAUGUUCAAAAGUGAGCUUUCCUGGGUGACAGAUCCUUUCUAUCUACCAAUCAUUUUAAGAGUGCUACCAGAUAGUCAUGAGACAAGAGAAAAUGUCUCAGCAUUCUGUAUUAUUCUUAGAAAACUUUGGAAAUAGAAUGCCUGACUAAAGGAAAGAGGUAAUACAAAGGAGAAAAUAGCAAUUUUACAUCAGUACUUUAAAAAACGUAUAGGAGUCCUAAAGAACAUAUCUGCUUAGAUUGCAUAGCUCCCCUCAUUCAUAUUAGAUAUCAAAGCAAACAGUGCAAGCUGCCUGCUAGAAAUAUUAGUGACCUGCUAUAUGGAAGUCUCCUUUUAAAGUAGCACCUGAGACCUGAAAUGCUGAGACAAAAAUCAGUGUUCAGAAACAUGCUCAGUAUCAUUUAUUCAAAGCAGAAGAUCUGAGCUGACAGUUUGUAGUUGCAAACAACAGCACUAAUGAAAAAUAGUCUCCAAGAUGGACGUGCUGCCAUGUUUGGAAUACCAAACUUACUCAAAGUCUACCUUGAAUAUUUUCAACUUAGCACAAAAUAUUUGCAAAAAUGUUUGUCAGACUCAGCACCACUCUGUAACUCAGAAGGAACGUGAAAAACAGUUGUGAAAAAGCAAACACCAUUGAAGCCCAAGUCAGUAGGAUUUCCUUCUGCAGGAAUAUCUAUAUUUGAAGCAAGACACAACAGUGAGCACCAGUACUACAAAGAUUAGAAACAGCAACUUGACAAACUGUUUUUAAGGCUGCAGUUAUCAUAGUAAGAAACCAUGGCUUUACCACACUAGAAACAGCAUCUCUAAUGCAAUCAA
Molecule: messenger RNA, 2294 nt
Organism: Tympanuchus pallidicinctus (lesser prairie-chicken)
Lineage: Eukaryota; Metazoa; Chordata; Aves; Galliformes; Phasianidae
Product: probable 2-ketogluconate reductase
Exons: 5
Coding region: 70-1059 (329 amino acids)
Cellular component (GO): cytosol
Molecular function (GO): NAD binding; glyoxylate reductase (NADPH) activity; hydroxypyruvate reductase [NAD(P)H] activity
Source: RefSeq, a predicted model, not a curated record